Messenger RNA from Liolophura sinensis, 1272 nucleotides. RefSeq names its product tumor protein p73-like. Gene Ontology annotation, biological process: apoptotic process; protein tetramerization; regulation of transcription by RNA polymerase II. Bases 1 to 1251 code for a protein of 416 amino acids. The record is from RefSeq and is a predicted model, not a curated record. Gene Ontology annotation, molecular function: DNA-binding transcription factor activity, RNA polymerase II-specific; RNA polymerase II cis-regulatory region sequence-specific DNA binding. NCBI's taxonomy places the organism in Eukaryota, Metazoa, Mollusca, Polyplacophora, Chitonida, Chitonidae. Gene Ontology annotation, cellular component: nucleus. The transcript has a single exon.
AUGGCUUACUCUCACCACCUCUCUCAACAUUCCUAUCAGGACUUUCUACAACUGUGGACAAGCCUUGAGGAGCUCAGCCCAGAUAACUCUUACCCUACCCUCACCACAGAGGCUGACACAGAGCAUAACCUUCUUGGUUCAUCCCUGGAGGAUCUCCACUCUGAGUUAACAACCGAGGACAUACCUUGUAAGCCGGUCUCCACAAUUAACUCUUCUCCCACAUCUCAGAUCGCUGGUCAAAUAUCCACAGUGACCAGUCCUCUGCCCAGUUCUCCUCCCCACACAGCAACAACCCCAUCCUGUCCUGGUCAAACCUCACCUCAGAUUGUCACAAGUCCUUCAGGAGAGCAAGUGUAUGCCAAACAUUCCACUCCUUCCAACACCAAUUAUCCUGGCACAUACGGAUUCCAAGUCUCCUUCUCUCCACCCCAGAAAGAGACCAAAUCCACAAGCUGGACAUACUCUGCCCUCGGCCGCAAGCUUUAUGUCAAGAUGGCCAGCUCCUGUCCUGUUCAGUUUCACACCAGUCAGCCUUCACCAGAGGGCAGUAUUAUCCGAGCCAUGGCCGUUUUCAGCAAGGCAGAACACGCUCAAGCUGUGGUCACACGGUGUCCUAACCAUGUCAGCAGCAGAGAGCACAACCAGAACCACCCUGCUCCUAGUCACCUUGUUCGCUGUGAGCAUCAACUCAGUCACUACCUGGACGAUCCUUCCACAGGCAGACACAGUGUGCUCACUCCUUAUCAGCAGCCACAGGCUGGCUGCCCUCAUCUCACCUAUCUCUACCAGUUCAUGUGUCUGGGAUCCUGUGUGGGAGGACCCAACAGAAGACCAAUGCAGAUUGUCUUCACCCUAGAGAACGACCAGCUAGUUCUGGGAAGAGCCGCUGUAGACAUCCGCAUCUGUGCCUGUCCUGCCCGUGACAAGAGACUGGAGGAAAAGUCCUAUUUACCUAAACCUCCAGCUUCCUCUCCCAGCUACACCACAGGCGACAAACCCAGGGCCGCUCACAAGAGGAAACUUGACACCACAGACACUUUUACCAUCACCAUUCAUGGCCGUGAUAACUUUGAAAUCUUACGCAAAAUCAGAGAUUCCUUAGAACUCAUGUCUUCUUUAUCCAAUGAUCAAGUCACUCAAUACAAACAAUGUAAAGUUUCCAAAUCCUGUACUCAACUUUUACAGCAUGACUUGUCAACAGAGUUCUUUUCAUUGCCACAAAUUAUUCCCCCUCUACAGAUGGUUCAAUAAUUCUAAGGGUAAAUACAAUUA